Messenger RNA from Vombatus ursinus (common wombat), 2193 nucleotides. RefSeq names its product golgi reassembly stacking protein 2 (gene GORASP2). Bases 49 to 1458 code for a protein of 469 amino acids. Gene Ontology annotation, molecular function: protein binding. The transcript has 11 exons. Gene Ontology annotation, biological process: Golgi organization. The record is from RefSeq and is a predicted model, not a curated record. Lineage: Eukaryota; Metazoa; Chordata; Mammalia; Diprotodontia; Vombatidae. Gene Ontology annotation, cellular component: Golgi apparatus.
CUGCGCGGAGAAGGGGCCAGUGACCCUCGUCCUGCGCCUGCCGCCGCCAUGGGCUCCUCGCAGAGCGUCGAGAUCCCCGGCGGAGGCACCGAAGGCUACCACGUCCUGCGGGUACAAGAAAAUUCACCAGGGCAUAGAGCUGGACUGGAGCCCUUCUUUGAUUUUAUUGUUUCUAUCAACGGUUCAAGAUUAAAUAAAGACAAUGAUACUCUCAAAGAUCUGCUAAAAGCCAAUGUUGAAAAGCCUGUAAAAAUGCUUGUCUACAGUAGCAAAACACUGGAGCUAAGAGAAACAUCAGUCACACCCAGUAACAUGUGGGGUGGUCAGGGGUUGCUUGGAGUGAGCAUUCGUUUCUGCAGCUUUGAUGGGGCCAAUGAAAAUGUCUGGCAUGUAUUGGAAGUGGAGUCAAAUUCUCCUGCGGCGUUGGCAGGUCUUAGACCUUACAGCGAUUAUAUCAUUGGAGCUGAUACUGUUAUGAAUGAGUCUGAAGAUCUGUUCAGCCUUAUUGAAACACAUGAAGCAAAACCAUUAAAACUUUACGUGUACAACACAGACACUGAUAAUUGUCGAGAAGUGAUUAUUACACCAAAUUCUGCAUGGGGUGGAGAAGGCAGCCUAGGAUGUGGCAUUGGAUAUGGCUAUUUACAUCGAAUACCUACAAGACCAUUUGAAGAAGGGAAGAAAAUUUCUCUUCCAGGACAGAUGACUAGUACCCCUGUUACUCCCCUCAAAGAUGGUUUUACAGAGGUCCAGUUGUCAUCAGUGAAUCCUUCACCUGUGUCACCACCUGGAACUACAGGCAUUGAACAGGGUCUGUCAGGACUUUCUAUUAGCUCAACCCCUUCAGCUGUCAGCAAUGUUCUCAGUACAGGUGUACCAACAGUACCAUUAUUGCCACCAAAAGUUAACCAGUCCAUCAGUUCAGUGCCACCAGUUAACCCAGCAGCUACAUUACCAGCCACUCAAUGUGAAUCAAUAAAGAAAAGGAUAAAGAACAUUUACUACAGUAAGAAUGGUCUGGUGCCUUUGCCGGCAGGAUUGCCCAACCUAGCAAAUCUCUCCAAUCUCAACCUACCUGCACCACAGUUAAUUCCAGGAGCUGGAUUACCAGAAGUUAUGAAUCCUGGUUUGCCACCUUUUCCUUCCUUGCCUCCCUUAAACCUGUCUGGAAUCACACCGCUGUCCAUGCCAUCAGAAUUUCUUCCCUCGUUCCCUUUGGUCCCGGAGGUUUCUUCGACAACGCCUGAGCUGCUGUCCUCCCUUCCUCCAGUAGGGAGCCUACCUUCUGAUCCAGCCUCCACUACAAGAGCAGAACAAACCUCUCUGCUUCCCUCAGAUGCUCCUCCCCCCACUUCAAAGGCUGCAACUACUGUUGAAGACACAGCAAAUGAACCCAUCCCAACCAGCGAAAAGCCAGUUUCUACCGUAACAGAUACAAGUGCUUCAGCGUCACCUUAACUUAAAACCAUUCCUUGGGAUUGGCUUGGUAUAUUUAUUUAGCCACAGGAGCGUGUUUGGAAAUGCAAACUAUCAUUAAUUUCAUACUAGUUUGUACUGUAUCUGUAGGAAUCCUGUAAAUAAUUCUAAGGGUAAAGAUAAACAGGAAGAUAUAGGCUUUCUAUACUGCAAAGUUGGGGUGGGGGGAUAAGGGACACCAGAAAGUGCUUGUAUUUUAAGGGUAACACAGGCUCCCACUGCCACCCUUGGAGAGGCUAGGACUGUAGCCUGCUGGGCCUUCUGCCAGCUCCUUCUGUAAGAAAAUGGAACCUUUUAUGCAUAACCUUUACCUGCAAUGUUUCUUGUACUUUGUAAACAGUUUGCAGGAAUGCAAACCAUCUCACACAUGGGGGAAAAAAAAGAGGUUCUACUUUUGAUUUUUGUGAGUCACAUCUAUUUUAACAUUUGCAAAAGAUCUUCCAACUAAAGAUGUUUGUUAAAAGUUACAGAAUGUGCACUGUUAAUUGAGCAUAUUUUUAUUCAGCCUAUACACAGAUCUUUGUUUUGAGCUCGUAAAAUUACUCCACAUUUUGUAACUGCAGCUGUGUUGCUUGAUGAGUCCGCUGUAAAAUGGCAUUUGAAAGGAGAUGUUGCAUAGUUUUAAACCAGAAGGUGGCACUUUGUGGCUACUUGUAAAAUAAUAGCUAUACUGGGAAAACAGAUACAGCAGCAAUAAAUCACUGUAAUUUUACUUUU